AUGGCAAAACGAGAUUUAACAUAUAAUACGCCGAGACAGAGAUAUAAUGAGGAUUUAGGAGUUGAAAAUCCAUUUAUUCUGUCUAUAGGCGAGGAAAGCUCAUUUGAACUGCAUGAUCAUUCGUCUUCUAGUCAGCUGGUAAGUUAUGGUAAAGUUAACAGUCAUAUGGGUAAUCCGGUGUAUGAUGCUGGUUUCAAAAACUAUAAUGGGUACUACUCGAGGAUCACAACAAACAGGAAUUUCAAUGAAUACCCAUCAGAUGAUCGUCAAGAAAUUCGGGGCUCUCCAGUUAUCAUAAACAGUCAACCUUCCCCGAAUAUACAAGAACCACUGGACUAUGAUAGAUAUCCAAAUAUAGCUGGUUCAAAUAUGAUUUCAUCGACGUCACUCACAUCGAAUAUAUACAAUUCUCAGAACUUUCCAAACAUAGAUGACAAUUCUUCCACAUCGAAUAAAUCAAGUAGGCCGCUCUUAGGGUCAAAAGACUUUAAUCCUUUUGGUGGGUACCCUGCAUCAUCUUUUCCGUUACAUAUAGAUGAGAAGGAACCAGAUGAUUAUUUGCACAACCCGGACCCUCUUAAAGAUGCAAUUUAUGACAAGAACAGAUUUUUCUACGACUUGAAAAAUAUGGACAGAAGAUCAUUGGGUGGGUUACUAGGUGUUGUAUUCUUAAUCGUUGCUGCAGUGGUGGUAUUUAUCUUGCUCCCUGUCUUGACAUAUUCAGGUAUUACUGAUCCAUAUACUCCGGAGAGUUACGAAAUUUUGACUUCAUAUCGAUAUCCCUUGUUGAGUGCUAUCAGAUCAG
Debaryomyces fabryi is the source of this 805-nucleotide messenger RNA. RefSeq lists its product as uncharacterized. The annotation marks the transcript as partial. NCBI's taxonomy places the organism in Eukaryota, Fungi, Ascomycota, Pichiomycetes, Serinales, Debaryomycetaceae. The record is from RefSeq and is a predicted model, not a curated record. The transcript has a single exon.